AUGCUUCCUUCUGAAUACCUGCUGAACUACAAGCUUUCUUCUUCCCUUCAAUCUUCCGAGCACGCGAACGUCGACCAAAUAAACCGGCAGCUAAACUUCAGUCACGGCGGCCUAUCUCUAAGCUUGGGGUCUCAAGAUCAAGCCGCCUCGUUCGCACACAUAAAUUCGGAUGAUAUGAACGAGUACGCGAAUUCUAGCAUCUGCUCGUUGCUUGAUUCGAUCCCUCAUCACGAUACCGACCUCAAAGACGCGCAGUACGUCGUAUCUUUCGACUCGGUCGGCAAGAAUUGCGACUCUCUCAGAUUCGGAGGACCUGUUUGCGAUUUUCAGGACACGAGUCAAGGAGGAGGGCCGGAUGUUGUUGCGGGUGUGAUUAGUAACUCCAAGUAUCUUAAGGCGGCCCGCGAUUUGCUCGACGAAUUGGUGAGCAUGCAUGGGGUUGGGAAGGGGCCCGAAAAAGCUCGGGAUUCGGGUUCGUCCAUUGGGGAGGAAAUUAAGGAGUCGGCCGAUGGUGGGGCCCGCGAGCUCUCAGCGUCCGAACGGCACGAUUUGCAGAGCAAGCUGACCAAACUCCUGUCAUUGUUGGAUGAGGUGGACAAAAGGUACAGACAAUAUCGGCACCAAAUCCGAGCCCUGUCAUCGUCCUUCGACUUGGCCGUGGGCCCCGGCGGUUCCCUUCCCUACACCUCCCUCGCCCGCCGCACAAUCUCCCGCCAGUUUCGAAUCCUUCACGAUGCAAUCAAGAAACAAAUCGAGUCGGCACAGAAGAAUUUAGGGGAUCAGGACUCGAGCUCUCAAGGUGCCUGCAUAUUGUCCCGCCUACGCCACGUGGACCAGCAGAUUAGGCAGCAGCAGAGAUCGGGACUUGUCGGGUUCGGACAUCAUCCCAAUCAUCAUGGGCUGAUGAUGAGACAACCUUGGAGGCCACAAAGGGGUCUACCUGAGAAUGCUGUCUCGGUUCUUCGCGCAUGGCUGUUCGAACACUUUCUGCACCCUUACCCAAAAGACUCAGAGAAAAUUAUUCUUGCGAGGGAGACUGGAUUGACGAGGAGCCAGGUGGCGAAUUGGUUUAUCAAUGCGCGUGUACGCCUUUGGAAACCAAUGAUUGAGGAGAUGUACAAGGAAGAAUUUGGAAAUGCCGAAAACGAACCCAAGUCCUCACCCGAACAUGCUCAAGACACACCACAAUCUUUCAACGAGAGAGGCGUAGAUCUUCAAGGAAAUAAUAGCUUGAUAUCUCAUCCAUUGAUCGACGAGAGCCAAAUGGUGAUCCCGGACGACGUUUUUCAGGGUGAUCAAAAUGUCCACUUCGGGUUGACUCAAUUGGAGACCAAAUUGAAUUUCGUUAGUGGGAGUGGCGGUAGCAAUUUUCGCGAACCGCAAAAGGAUGGGAUGAUCGGAAAUCAUGCAGUUACGCUUGCGCUCGGGUUGAGACAAAGCGAGAAAGAUUCAAAGCCGUCUUCGGGCAGCGGGUCUGUGAACGAGUAUUAUUAUGUGGAUCAUUCGGGGAAUAACCAGACUAGAUUUGUUAAUGCCAACCUUUUAUCUGAUUUCGUGGCCUGA
This is a messenger RNA of Striga hermonthica, 1563 nucleotides long. Lineage: Eukaryota; Viridiplantae; Streptophyta; Magnoliopsida; Lamiales; Orobanchaceae. The record is from the annotation of a GenBank genome assembly.